GAACGUGUACCAGACAAAAGUUUGCACAUACAACCCUGCAGUCUUUCAAAGGCAAAUAUCAUAUACAUUUAUUCUAAGUAGGCGCAGAAAAGAUAAGGUAAAUCCCCCCCUCCCCCCUUCCCCCCUCUCCAGUAUUCACUGCCUGAAGAUGAGUGGCCAACCUUUUAAUGCUAUGCAAAAGAAGAUUUUACCGCCCACGCAUAUCGACACUGUUCCUAUUGAUCCCUUAGAAUUCGCGUUUGUAUCUACUGGUAAUAAUUCCAUGUUUAUAGCACACCAAGAGUGUCUGCAAAUGUCUCCAUUUCUUAGGAGAGCCUUGAUUAAAAAGGCACCGUUGCGCACAGAAAAUGUCUGGAUCGAUUUUGAUCCGUCAAGCUUUGCAUCCAAUCAUUUACCACAUCGAGCAGUUUUUGACAGUAAAGACCAAAGAGCUCCCGAGGGAGAUCGCACAACAAAUGGGAUUAGGAUAAUGAUUAGCUUCCCUAAAGCUUCUACCUUGGCUGUUGACAUACUUCUUUCUUAUCUCUACCAUAAACACAAAUAUGAAGGAAAUACUAAUGCCAAACGACCCGAGUUAGAGGUUCCCUCCAGUUGCGCAUUAGAACUUCUGAAGCUUUCUAAUUUUCUUGAGUGCUAAUCCUGCUAUAAACUCCUUCUACUGUUGAGGCUCAUGUAUUGGUGAUGUAUAUUACUUACACAUUGAGUUCAAACUAUAUCUACAGCAUUGUAGGUGAUAAAAUAACUCUAAUCAAAGGUACUUUGAUUCAAGACCAUUUUAUUCACCCCAAAAGUAUGUGUUAAGCUGCAAGCACGCCAUGUAUGGUAUUCUAUCCCAUAUGGGCUUGGUAAAAACAGGAGCAUAUUUCUAUAUUUAGUCUAUUGAUGUUCUUCAAAGUUUAUUGAAAGAAUAAAAA
Messenger RNA from Phytomonas sp. Hart1, 914 nucleotides. The record is from the annotation of a GenBank genome assembly. NCBI's taxonomy places the organism in Eukaryota, Euglenozoa, Kinetoplastea, Trypanosomatida, Trypanosomatidae.